UUAUUGACCCAUCAAUAAAUUGGACUGGAUCUGCAAGUGGCCGCUUCUAAACGCAGCGUUUCAGAGAACCCUUUUAAGUUGUGGGUUACGUGGCAUACUUCCAUUCCUCAAGUUCCUAUUGAUUGACGGCCCAGAUUUAGUGCUAAAAAACAAUGAUCUUGUCCCCUUUUCUUCAGCCUCCAUCGCCGUGUCUCCUCCGUCUGGUUUCUCUCUAAUCUUCGCACUCCCCUAAAAUAAAGUCGAAGUGUUUACAGGAGAAAGAAAAUCCCGAAGAAAUGCCGCUGUACGAUUGUAUGCUGCUGCUGAAACCACAUGUGAGGAAGGAGUCUCUGAUGGACUUGGUCGCUCGAGUGAGCAAACACGUUUACAGAAGAAAUGGAGUUAUUACUGACAUGAAAUCAUUCGGCACUGUUCAGCUGGGUUAUGGUAUUAAAAAGCUUGAUGGAAGGUAUUAUCAGGGUCAACUAAUGCAAAUGACGAUGAUGUCUACACCCAACAUCAACAAGGAGCUGCACUACUUGAACAAGGAAGAUCGGUUGCUGCGCUGGCUGUUGGUUAAACACCGAGAAACAAAGUAUGGACAGGAAUUUCUUAGUGAAGAGGAUUCGAAAACUGAAUUUAAUAAGCUUCAGCGGAGCAGCAUAUAUGGUAUGGAUGAAGAUGAGGACGAGGACGAGGAUGAUGAUGACGAUGACGAGGAAUACGAUGCGGAACAAGAAGGAAAACGUACCUGAAGGGCAGUGGAAUAUGUCAGGCAUAGGUCUGUUAGUAUUUUGUUGGAGUUCCUUGAUUUACGAUUGCCAUAAGGUAUGUUAGCAGUAAGCCCUAUCUGGUUAACUUAGCUUGUCAAUGUACUAGAUGUAGCGAGCUUUUAGUUUUGAUCGGGGUGCUUGCUGCACCUAAUUUUUUUUAUAUUCUCUCAAUUGAAAACAUCUUGAAGAUCUUCUGAGAGGUAGAAGGAACAAUGUAGUAGUAUAAUUUUCGUUGUUUCUUUCGAUUA
Pyrus x bretschneideri (Chinese white pear) is the source of this 1000-nucleotide messenger RNA. RefSeq lists its product as uncharacterized. The coding region runs from base 276 to 734 and encodes 152 amino acids. The record is from RefSeq and is a predicted model, not a curated record. Gene Ontology annotation, cellular component: ribosome. The transcript has 3 exons. Gene Ontology annotation, molecular function: small ribosomal subunit rRNA binding; structural constituent of ribosome. NCBI's taxonomy places the organism in Eukaryota, Viridiplantae, Streptophyta, Magnoliopsida, Rosales, Rosaceae. Gene Ontology annotation, biological process: translation.